This is a messenger RNA of Emiliania huxleyi CCMP1516, 984 nucleotides long. RefSeq lists its product as hypothetical. Lineage: Eukaryota; Haptophyta; Isochrysidales; Noelaerhabdaceae. The record is from RefSeq and is a predicted model, not a curated record. The transcript has 2 exons. The coding region runs from base 1 to 984 and encodes 327 amino acids.
AUGGUUCCGGUGGCGGCGCGGCUCCGCGCGCUCGAGAGCGAGGCCCUGGCGGUGCGGCGGCAGGACGGUACGCUCCGCUGCCUGACGUGCGGCGCUCCGCUCGCCGCGACUUCCCGGCUCGAGCACCUCGCCCGGCGCGUGCGGGCGGGCGCAGAGGCGAACCCGCUGGUCGAGCGCUUCUUCGCCGACCGGCUGCACGUGCCGCUGCUCGCUCCGCCCUUCCACCUCCUCGCAGGGUACAAGCACCUCGCCAAGGAGCUGACCGAGUCGAUGUCGGCGUGCGACGCGCUGCAGGCCGUCGUCGGCGAGCCGGAGCAAUGGCACGUCGUCGACCUCUGUUGCGGCUGCGGCCUCACCGCAGCCACCGCCGCGCUGCGCUGGCCAGGCUGCCGCGUCACCGCCAUCGACCGGCUGGCGAGCAAGGGGCUGCCCCACUUCGAGGUGGGGUUCGCGGGAGAGGGCGGCGGCGGCGAGGGCGGCGGCGAGGGCGACGGCGGCGGCGGCGGCGGCGGCGGCGGCGGCGGCGGCGGCGGCGGCGGCGAGGACGGCGAGGGCGAGGGCGGCGGCGGCGCGCGCGUGCGGUACGUGCGUGCCGACGUGCAGAGUGAGGUGUUCCUCGCGAGGCUGGCGCAGGAGGUCGAGGCUGCGGCACCGCGCCCGACCGCGCUGAUCGGAGUCCACUUGUGCGGCCGGCUCAGCUUGCGCGCCGUCGAAGCUUUCUCCGCGGUGCGCGGCGUGCGUGUGCUCGUGCUGUCACCGUGCUGCCUGCCCAAGCGGUCGGCGGCUGAGGCGGAUGAGGACCCGGCACUGUUCCAGUCGCUCUACACGGACGGCGAUACGGACACCGACGCGCAGUACCGACGGUGGGGGGAGUUCAUCGAAGACGAUUUGCGGCGGCGGUGUCCGACCGCGACCGUGACGCGCGGUGUGGCAGAGCACAUGAAGUCGAAGAAGCGCACGGUGAUAACCGCGCUGCGCGAGUGA